Molecule: messenger RNA, 4838 nt
Organism: Oryzias melastigma (Indian medaka)
Lineage: Eukaryota; Metazoa; Chordata; Actinopteri; Beloniformes; Adrianichthyidae
Gene: strip2
Product: striatin interacting protein 2
Exons: 22
Coding region: 319-2844 (841 amino acids)
Biological process (GO): cytoskeleton organization
Cellular component (GO): cytosol
Source: RefSeq, a predicted model, not a curated record
UGUGUGUUUCAAGCUCUGUCAGGAGUUCUCAGUUCACACAGUGAAGACAUUGAGAGAUCAUCAUGGACCCGUCAACUUCUACUCUGCCACACUGACAUCCACGAGGUCAGUUGGCCCCACCUUUCUGUCGUGUGUAACCCCGCCCCCUCGGGGCGCGCGAGGAUAGCAAAUGAAGCAGAUUGGGGGAAACGCGGCAGCAGGAGGAGGGGGCAUAUCUUCAAGUUGGCUCUCCGGAGUCGCUCCUCUCUCCUCCCGUGUAGUCGGAGCUCUCCACCGGACCGGUAUGCGGAGGAGGUGAACCGCAGCGACCGAGCAAAGAUGCAGGCGGAGGACAUGGAGGUACCUUUCAUUAAUAACCUUAACGAUAACGGCGACAGGCAGAGGCCGAAAGGGAAAGAUGUGUUCAAGGACCAGCAGAAGGAGUCGGAGAGCUCCAUGGAGUCUCCAAACCUGGAGUUUGAAUACGGAGACACAGAUACACUCACUGCUGAACUCUCAGAGCUCUACAGUUACACAGAGGAGCCAGAGUUCGCCUUAAACAGAGACUACUUUGAAGAGGAUUUUAGGAGCCAUGCUGGAGGCAGGAGGUGGACUGAGUUGACGGUGGACGAGCAGAGGGUUUAUGUCAUGAGGCUCCUGGACGCUCUGGAGGUGACGGACAGAGAUAAGAGGCUGAAGGUGGCCAGGGCCAUUCUCUACCUGGCUCAAGGAGUGUUUGAUGAGUGCGACACAGAGGGAGAUGUGCUCCACUGGUCCCGGCACAACAUCUUCCUCCUCUACGACAUGGGCAUCUUCACCGCACUGCUGGAGCUGCUCACCAUGGAAAUAGAUAACAACCAGGCGUGCAGCAGUGCAGUGAGGAAGCCGGCCAUUUCCCUCGCAGACAGCACAGAGCUCAGAGUUUUGCUGAGUAUUAUGUACCUGAUGGUUGAGACCAUUCGAGUCCAAACAGAAGAUGACCGACCAGAGUGGAGAGCAGCCAGAGAGGCCUUCAAGACCGAAUUAGGCUCACCUCUGUACAGCGGAGAGCCCUUUGCGUUGCUCCUCUUCACCAUGGUGACCAAGUUCUGCAGCAUGAACGCGCCUCACUUCCCCAUGAAGAAGGUUCUGCUGCUCCUGUGGAAGACAUUACUGUUUACGUUGGGGGGGUUCCAGGAGCUGCAGGAGAUGAAGGUGCGAUGCCGGGAACGUCUUAAUCUGCCCCCGCUCCCAGAGGACAGCAUCAAGGUGGUCCGAGCCAUGAGGGCGGCCUCGCCGCCGGCCUCCGCCAUGGAGCUGAUUGAGCAGCAGCAGCAGCAGAAGAGAGGCCGCCGCAGCCGCAGGAGUGCCUUUGUUGAUAGCUUGGAAGGAGACAGUCCCUUUCUCAAGAAGCAGCCUCUGGUCAAGCAGGACAGCUUGGACACGUACAACGAGCGGGAUCCCUUCAAGAACGACGAUGCUCGCGACGAGGAGGACGACCCAGAGGACACGGACAGCGGCAUUGAGGGGGAAGUGGACCCGCUGGACCGGGACGUCAUCAUCCAGCCUCCUCCCCCUCCCCCACCACUGAAACCCCCAACAGAGAGGGUUAACUUCCCUAAAGGUCUUCCCUGGGCCCCCAAAGUCAGGGAGAAAGACAUCGAACACUUCCUGGAGACCAGCAGAAACAAGUUCAUCGGUUUUACUCUGGGGAAUGACACGGAGACUCUGGUGGGCUUGCCCAGACCCAUCCAUGAGAGCGUCAAGACCUUAAAGCAGCACAAGUAUGUGUCUAUCGCUGAGGUUCAGAUCAAGAGAGAAGAGGAGCUGCAGCAGUGUCCCCUCACUCUGGGCGAGGAGGAGGUGGAGGAGACACCAGCCGAAAUACUAUACGUGGGAAUGCUUCCUAACUUGUCACAGUACGUGAUCGCCCUCCUGAAGCUGCUCCUGGCUGCAGCUCCAACCUCCAAAGCCAAAACAGACUCCAUCAACAUCCUGGCUGAUGUGUUGCCUGAAGAGAUGCCUAUCACCGUCCUUCAGAGUAUGAAGCUGGGGAUUGACGUCAAUCGUCACAAGGAAAUCAUCGUGAAGGCCAUCUCCGCUCUGUUGCUGCUGCUCCUCAAACACUUCAAACUCAACCACAUCUACCAGUUUGAGAUUGUCUCUCAGCACCUGGUGUUUGCCAACUGCAUCCCGCUCAUCCUCAAGUUCUUCAACCAGAACAUCAUGUCCUACAUCAGCGCCAAAAACAGUAUUUGUGUACUGGACUUUCCUCAUUGUGUCGUCCAUGAGAUGCCAGAGCUCACAGCUGAGAGCCUGGAAGCGGGAGACAGCAACCAGUUCUGCUGGAGGAACCUUUUCUCUUGUAUUAACCUGCUGAGGAUCCUUAACAAGCUGACAAAGUGGAAACACUCCAGGACUAUGAUGUUGGUUGUUUUCAAAUCAGCCCCCAUUUUGAAGAGGGCUCUGAAGGUGAAGCAGGCCAUGAUGCAGCUGUACGUUCUGAAGCUGCUGAAGAUCCAGACCAAGUACCUGGGUCGCCAGUGGAGGAAGAGUAACAUGAAGACUAUGUCUGCCAUCUAUCAGAAAGUCCGCCACAGACUCAACGACGACUGGGCUUACGGGAACGAUAUCGACGCUCGGCCCUGGGACUUCCAGGCGGAGGAGUGCGCCCUACGCGAGAGCAUCGAGAGAUUUAGCAGCCGCCGCUACGACAGGAACAAGAACGGCGACUUCACGCCGGUGGACAACUGCCUGCAGAGCGUGCUGGGCCAGCGCGUGGAGCUGCCGGAGGACUUCCACUACAGCUACGAGAUGUGGCUGGAGAGGGAGGUGUUCUCGCAGCCCAUCCAGUGGGAGGGGCUUCUGCAGGACCCGAAACACUGAGAAACCUGACACUUAACGUGUGCUCUGUCUGUGCAGAUGGGAACAAGGUUGGGGACUUUGCUUUGACACCACUUUUUACACAAAUCUGUGCCUACGACUACUGUGAAGAAACUAAGCACAGAAGUAGCAGAUCUAAAAAAAACAAACACAUCUACACUUCCUCUGCCCUCCCUAAAAACCCACUCCCAUCAUCUUUUGAUCAGUUUUUAUAAGCGUUCUAAUGUGGUCUUCUAAUUACGAUAAUUAGCCAAAAUAAAAAAAAAUGUCGUUUUUUAGAAGCAAAACCUUCCCGUUACUGAGAGCUCCCUGUUUACAUGCUUUUCUGCGAGCUCAGACAAGGAAAAACAACAAGUGGAUGGAUCAAAAAGGGGCGGAGCAAGGAGCUUAAGACCCGCCCAGUGUAUUUUCUACAUCACAAAUACAAUCUUUUUCAAACAACAUUUUUCCUCUGCCCCGAUUCACAAUUUGAAGACAUAAUUAUUCAAAACUUUGAUUUUAAGAUGAUAAAAACACAAAAACAUGCUAAAAUUACACAAUUUUUAUCAGAGUGGGUCUUUAAAAUGUUUAAAAAAGAUAACAAGUAAAGUCUGUUUUAUCUUUGUUCUGUAAGAUGUCAGCACUUUUUCGAUUCCUUAGUAGAGUUUAAUACCCGGUCAACCUUUUCUGAUGUUUUAAAGACAGAUUGGAUGGAUUUUAUAGACUUUUUUUCACUUAAAAUAUGCUAAUGAUAUCACAAAAGAUUGUUUUUCUUAUGCAUUUUCUAGCAAAAAGUCCGGCGGAAUCACAGGGUUGGGAGCAAAAAAAUGUGACUAGUAAGCAUAUUCUCCUACAACCUAGAAAAAUAUAUAUACUGUAUACCAGCUCCAAAUGUAGGAUUUUUAUGCAGAUGAUGUGGAUUAAAGUUUGGGUGAGAAAAAAUAAAUUUGUUCCAAAAGUCAGAAUUAAUAUUGUGGAUGGUUCAACAAAAAUAAUAUUGUUAAAUGUUUAUAACUUAUUUAAUGAAGAGGCUUUUAAUUAGCUUUAUACCAGUUAUUGUUGGAAUUUAAUAAAUGCACAAACUAAAGUAUGGUGAUAGAUAAAGGAAGGAGGAACGGUAGCUUUGGAAUGUAGUUUCCUAUUGGACAGAAUAACUCCUGAGUGUCAUUUCUUUAAUACGUUUGUGGACUUUUUACAUUCACAAAACACUUAAAGGUGUUUAAAAAAGUAGAUUGUCACGGGGAGCUUUCCUGUGGAGUCACUCGAGUGGGCGACCAUCUGCCUGACAGCAGCACAAAGAAAAGGCACACAGUCAUCCAAUAAAUGGUGCUGACUCUCCCGUUUCAUCAUCAUCAUCAUCAUCAUCGUACUACCUAAAGCUCAGAUCCAGCACAGAACAAAGCACAGAAAACCAUCUCUACUUCACUUGUGUGUAAAAGUGUGCAUGACCGCUUUUACUUCGACGUCUCCAAAAAUGAUCACAAAUGGACUUUUAUUGUGAAGAUCUCUGUUGUACACCGCAAAGGAUUGUGGGAGGAUAUCUUCAACAACUAGGGUAAUAUUUUUCCUCACUAUUGCUCAGGUUAUAACUGAUAAUAUCACGUUUGAAAGCUUCCUUGCUGCUGAUGGGAAAAAAAAAACAUAUUUCUUGUUAUGAUCUAAUAAAUAAAAAUAGAAUAUUUACAACUGGUUUUGUCAAAAAAAAGUGUCAAUUGUGCCAAAUGAAUUUUUUUUCAUUGCUGCCAAAUUAGAGUUACACAACUUUUUUUUUUUUCUUAUCUAAAAAUGUGCGAUUGAUGAAAACGUUCCGUUACUUGUGUCCGUAUCGUAUCUUCAGUGUAAAUUAUUUUUCAGAGCUGAUGUGCAAAACUACAGAUGUCACUCUUCCACCUUAUUGUAAAUACUCAGUACUGAACAUAUUCAGGGGUAUGUGCAAUUGCAGAUCAAUAGAGGCAUUAUAUGAUAGCGUGAUCAAUUACAGUAUCAAAGAUGAUUAUUAAACUGUUGUGAACAUUUGA